CAGACAGCGGUGCUGGGGUGCAGUCAGACAUGGAGGGACAUGUGGGAGGGGGUCUCAAGGACCAGGAGAGGACCCAGGAGAGGGGUCUGGGGAUGGGAGGGGUGUUGGCGAAUCUUGAGUGUGUGGCCCUCGGCAGCAGCCUCCCUGGCAUGGGGGUGAAGCGGAGCCUUCAGAGCGGGGGCACCUUGCUGGGCUUCUUGGCCCAAAUCCUCACGAUUCUCUCCACUGCCACCAACUACUGGAUCCGCUACCCCGGGGGCCACAGUGGCUUGUGGCAGGAGUGUAACGGCGGCAUCUGCUCCAACAUCCCCUGCCAGACCAUGCUGGCGGUGACCGGGGCGUGCAUGGUGCUGGCGGCGGGCUCCGGCAUCGUGGGUUUGGUGAUGGGGCUGCGGAUUCUGUGCCACGAGGGCGACUCGCGGGGCCAGACUACGAGCGGCAUCUUCUUCCUUUACGGCUUGCUGCUGCUGAUCGCCUUGACAGGCUACACCGUGAAGAACGCGUGGAAAAACGACGUCUUCUUCUCGUGGUCCUAUUUUUCGGGGUGGCUGGCUUUACCCUUCUCUAUUCUCGCGGGUAACCUGGACAGCGGGAAGAGGGUGGAGGAGACUGCCCAGAGGAUCCCCUUCCCCGCAGACUCCCAGCCGCCCUCGCAGGGACUCCUCAAUACACUCCGCUCCCGACUCCCGCAGACCCGGCAGGGGCGCCCUUGGGGCCCCAAACCCCAGUCCCCGGGGCGCUCCCGGCCAUCUGCCCCAGGACCCACCGUCCCCCACCCGCCCUCCGCUCCGCUCCCGCCAGGCUUCUGCUUUCUGCUGGCGGACAUGAUCAUGCAGAGCACCGAUGCCAUCAGUGGAUUCCCCGUGUGCUUGUGACCGCAGCCUGGGGCAGAAUAAAGGAACGGCUUUCACCGCCGCGGCUCCGCGUGCCUUUCUGGGGACCGUGAGGACACGCGGGACACGAACGCACGCGGAAACAUGGAUACGAAGAGGACGGGGGAUUGGGACACGGGGGUCCCUGGGGGUUCACGGUGGACAUAAGCACGUUAACCUGUAGGGAACGAGGAACAUGGGGACACGAACAUGGACGGAGUGGACAAGGCGCAUGGGCUCGGAGGGGGGACGGGGCACAGGGGUGGUGGGGUCAGGAGAGCACAUGGGCUCUUGGAAGGGAUGUAGGGACAUGGACGCGGGAACACGGAUAGAGGGGAACGUAAGAGGCAUGAUCGUGGGACGAGGAACAUGGCGAGAAGAGAAUGGGGAGACAGACACAAGAGGACUCAGGGAAUGCGGGCAUAGCGACUUGCGGAAGCGAGGGAAACGUGGGGAACCGGGGGAGGGGUAAAUCCGAGGGCGUUGGGAAAAGUUUAGGAGGCCUGGGGGAAGCUCCCGGCUCCUCCCUAUGCGCACGACCUUUCCCCUAGUUCCCGACCACGCCCCCUUCACUAAGUCCUUUUCCCUUCCCCUCAGGUCCCGCCUCUUUCUCCAGAAUCCGUUCUCCAUUGGUCCGAAUCCUCUUGCCACACCUCCCUCCCCUCCGGGCCUCCGAUUG
Messenger RNA from Zalophus californianus (California sea lion), 1551 nucleotides. It is a transcript of the gene CLDND2, whose product is annotated as claudin domain containing 2. Lineage: Eukaryota; Metazoa; Chordata; Mammalia; Carnivora; Otariidae. The record is from RefSeq and is a predicted model, not a curated record. Gene Ontology annotation, cellular component: plasma membrane. The coding region runs from base 30 to 875 and encodes 281 amino acids. The transcript is spliced from 3 exons.